AGUCCUCUGUACUCUCUAGGGACCAUGGCUAAUCAGUCUCAGUGCCUGGACGAUGCACCUUUGGGUUGCCGCUGGGCCAACGUGAUGGCCUCGCGGAGCCUUCAGGAGCAAUAUAGCGAGGCUCAGCGCUUGGCCCUGGAGGAGUUGGUCUCUGGUGGUCCUGAUGCCUUUCGGGGUUUCCUAAAGCGUGAGCGGGUCCCUAGCUUCCUCUCAGAACCAGAGGUGGGCGAGAUCCUGGGCAGCGCAGCCGCUCUGCAAUGCGGGGAGGACGAGGUUUCGGUGUCAGCAUCCGUUGACUGCUCAUCAGUUACCUAUUUCCCUGAUCGUUCGGACAUUGAGCCCCCGCUGCUGGAGCUCGGUUGGCCGGCGUUCAGCACUGGAUCAUACCGCGGGGUGACGCGGGUGGAGGUCCAUUUCCAGCCCAACUUUGGGGAAACCAUCUACAGCUGCAAGGAGGCAGCCCGUGAAAUGAUCCGAUCUGCUCGAGAGGUAAUUGCUAUAGUCAUGGACACCUUUACAGACAAUGACCUGUUUCAGGAUGUUGUUGAAGCUUGCAGGAAGCGCAGGGUUGCAGCCUACAUCCUGCUGGACCAAGCACAGUUCCCACACUUUCUCACUAUGUGUCAUAAUCUGGGAGUCUCCCUUGAAGCAGAGAAGAACCUGAGGGUCAGGACACUAACUGGCAAUAACUACUACACACGUUCUGGAGCUAAGAUUGUUGGCAAGGCACAUGAGAAAUUUCUUUUGGUGGAUGGACUGAAAGUGGCAACAGGAAGUUACAGCUUCACUUGGACAGAUGGAAAACUAAACAGCAGUAACUUAAUAAUUCUGACGGGCCAGGUGGUGGAGAAUUUUGAUCUGCAGUUCCGAGUCCUCUAUGCUCAGUCCAAACCAAUUAGUGCAAAACUACUGUCCUCUAUGCGGCUUCAAUUUGUUUCUCUGGACUGCCCUCCCAAAAAGAUUCAAAACAAGCACAUAAGUCCUUUACUUUUGCCCCUAGAACUAGUAAAGCUGUCUAGUACACCGAAAAGAGAUGUCAAAGUCGCAGAUGCUGUUACUAAUAUGGACGUAGAAGAUGACUGGCUACAGAGUUGUGAUAUUAUCACUGGACUGAAGGAGAGCCAGAGUAUUUCAACACAGACUGAGCCACAUGAGGGCAGCUUGCCCAGAAGAGGGAUGGAUAUUACCACGCAAACUUACAUUUUGUCUGAUAGUAUUGGAACCCAAACUUCUGUGGCAGCCAAAGUGGCUUCCACCCAAACUAUGGUGCUGUCACGAUCUGUGACUACGCAAACCACUCAGUUCAUAGAACCCUCACCUGUUGUCCAAGGAACAGCACUACGAUCCACUCUUACAAGGUCUUCCUCUACGUUCUCUUCUUCCUCCUCCUCUUCCACUAUGUCUAGUUCUAGUACUAGCUCUGAUUCUUCUGUUAGAUCAUCUGACUAUAUAGGUAAUGCCAUGCAAAGACCAGAAUAUCCACUUCGAGACAGCUUCAAAAAGUUAACCAAGGAACGCCAGUUUCAUUACACUACUAUACGUACUAAACUUGAUCAGAUGGUCUCUAUUCUCUCCAGGAGAAACCGUCUGGCUUCUUCAUACCUCAAUUGUGAUUCAGCCCGGUAUGGCAUGCAGAGGAGUAUAAUGCACAGUAGUCUUCUGAACCUCCGUGAGGGUAACCGCUUUGCCCCUAAUGUCUGAAACUUAACCCAGCAGAUAUGACUUGAAUGGAAAUACAACUUGACUGCUUUUAGCAGUAGGUUAAAAUCUGGGGAUAGAAUGCCAGUGGUCUUCCUUUCAUGAGCUACAGUGGCAUGUUAAUAUAAUGCUAAACCUUAUUGUGGUGUUAGAGGAUAAAAGAACAAUUUGCUUUUUCUACAGCUGCAGGUAUAAAAUCUGUCCUUAGCUUAGUAAUAAAGACAGAACACUGAUUUUUUUUUUCUACUCCUCAUGUAAUAUGCAACUGGACUUUGUAAUUAACUUAAUUCAGCUUCACUAGUGUGUCAAGAAAUAUCUCAUCCUCUGUUAAAUAUAAAACUCCUCAGGGUGUUUAGCAAAGCUCACUCCUGUCCUUGUAAAGGGGGAGUAGGGUCCCAUACCUUUUUACAAAUGACAACCAGGGAAGGUAUGCAGAUCUGUGAAGGCUCCUGAGGCAUUAAGGGCAACAUGUUUAAACUGUAUUCUAUUAUAAGUGAGAAAAAAUGCUGUAGUGUCACCUGCUCUAAUGCUUUAGGUUACAGUAUUAAUUUUAUAUUUGCUGACUGGAUUUUUGUGAGAGGUAUUUAGUUAGUCAGUCUGUCUCAUUAUUCAACAAUAUCUGUUAGCUAUUAUUUGCUCCUUCAGUUCAACCACUCAACAAACUGCUGCCAACCUCCAUGUUUAUUCAGUUAAUUUUAGUUUAAAACUUGUCUGACCUUUUUAAAGACAGUCAGAUAACCCACAGCUGCAAAUCAUAAUUAAGAGAACCUAGGAGUAGGUUUACCAUUUGGUCCAAAGCAAAAAGAUCCAAGUAUCAGAAAGGAGGGAUAGGGAUGUUUCUCCUGAUGUAUACAACUGAGAUGCUGCUGUUGCUAGUGUGUAAUACCUGAGUUGUGCAGAUAUUACUACUGCAUACCCAUGUAACACUGCACACAGGGCUACACCUGGUGUGUCAAACGGUAGGUUGUAUCUUCCAGUAGAUCUGUGCUCACCAAUAGACUGAAAGACUAUGUAAUUUCCGAUUUAACCAGAAGGGAAAACCUUGUCUCAAGCUGAAAUAAAAGUGUAAAUGUGUUUUCUACAAGUAUAAUCUGUGGCAUAAUCGUUGCUACACAUGAUGUUUAAGCACAAUAAUAUUUGAAUGACAAAUCUAAGGUAUGAGCACAGAUAGAUGACAAACCACAAACAGUAGAUCACAUUUCACAAACUCAUGACUUCACUGCACAUAUUAGCUCUUCAUUCUUCUUUCAGUGCAACAUAUAAGCUUUUUAUAUUAUCAGCGUUAAUACUUGCUCUAAGAAAAUACAUUACACUAAGAAGUUGUCAAUUUAUUCAGCAUUGUGAGAAUUUUUAAUUUAUAAAAAGAAAUGUGGCUUCAUUUUUAACUUUUUAAUUUUACAUAGUUUUAAUAUGUAGAAACGGCAAUUACACACAAUGUGUGCAUACGUUUUUUUUUAUUAAGUAUGUGGUUUUGUUUUUAAAUUAUUUAAAUACUAGACAAAAUGCUCUUGCAGUUAAAACAUUGCAAUCCUUGCUAGCAGAUGUCUCAAACUUUGCAUUUUUUUUUAUGGAACGUGAACUUGGUAGUUUUUAUAAUUAUUAUAAACAUAUAUUAUAUUAUAUAUAUAUACCAAGAUCAAUGCUGUCUAGCUUUAUACAAAUAGCAGUUAAAUUAAUAAAUUGAAUUACCCCGACAUUGCAAUGUUAUAAAAUAUUCUGCAUUUGCUGUGUUUCAUCUACAAAUUUCUGUAGUAUUUAGGUGGGAGCAUGCACAACUUCAGCAAAAGCUGCCUAGCAAUCUACAAAAAAAAAAUUUUCUUUUCUUCAAGUGUGUUUUAAUACAGAGCAGUUCUAAUACGUUAUAUGCUUGAAAGUAGGUUUAAGUCUGUCAUAUUUGUUAACCCAUCUAUUGUGGUUUUAUGUUAAUGCAAUAGGAUCUUUAUUUUUUUGGGGGGGGUUUGCACAAUUAUAUUUUGGGUGUGGUGGCUUUUUUUUUUUUUUUUUUAAAUAAUACAGUCGGCUCCUUUCUUUGGUCAGGGGGCAUUGAUAGGAAUAGAUGGGUGAUCAUGCACUUUCUGGGUUUGUAGUUUGUUUUCUGAGAUGCUACACAUGUAAAUAUUUCUCUUAUUCAAAUGCAAUUUAUUUGAUGUUUCCUUUUUACAUAUGCUAAAUAAGAUGCAAUAAAGUUACUUAAGACUUUGUAA
Messenger RNA from Bombina bombina (fire-bellied toad), 3902 nucleotides. RefSeq names its product family with sequence similarity 83 member D (gene SACK1D). Gene Ontology annotation, cellular component: cytosol; mitotic spindle pole. Lineage: Eukaryota; Metazoa; Chordata; Amphibia; Anura; Bombinatoridae. The coding region runs from base 25 to 1701 and encodes 558 amino acids. The transcript has 4 exons. Gene Ontology annotation, biological process: regulation of ERK1 and ERK2 cascade; protein localization to mitotic spindle; regulation of TOR signaling. The record is from RefSeq and is a predicted model, not a curated record.